GUAUUGGUACAGGUCCUCUCUCUGGAAGCUAAGAAUAACAGGCAAAUUUCGCUUCCUCUCUCAGUCCGACUGCAAUAAGCAAAUCUUUUUUUCCUUCAUAUCGUCUCCAUUCUUAUGGUGCGCUGACAACCAAUCACCCAUUUUCCAGAUCUAUUUGUCUUUGUCUCUCUUCUUCACGUUCCCAAGACAAGAUACUGAAGAAAGGUUUACUUCUGAUGCAGCGUAUAUCAUUUGCUUCUGAAAGGCUCUUUCAAAAAAAUUAGUGCAUUUGUAAGGUUGUAAAGCUCAAGUUUAGAAUUGAUGGAUGUGGAUGAAGGGAGUGGUCUAAGAGAUUCCACAGAGGCUCAUCGAAUUCCAAGACGUUCUAGAUGGCAUGAAGCUAUCCAUCAGUUUAAACAGCAAACUCUUCCAGCUUGUAAACCUGUUCUUACCCCUAAAUGGGUUAUUACGACAUUUUUAUUGAUGGGUGUCAUUUUCAUUCCUGUUGGGCUCAUUACUCUUCGUGCCUCCCGUAGUGUUGUUGAAAUUGUUGAUCGAUAUGAUAGUGAGUGCAUACCAGAGGAAUAUAAAAGUAAUAAGAUGGCAUACAUAAAAGAUAGCUCAAUUCCCAAAAACUGUUCCCGGUUUCUAAAGGUCUAUAGGCGAAUGAAAGCUCCAAUUUAUAUCUAUUACCAGCUUGAUAACUACUAUCAAAACCAUCGGCGGUAUGUAAAAAGUAAAAGUGAGCAGCAACUGUUACAUGGACUGAAGUUCAAUGCCACAAGUACCUGUAAACCUCAAGAAUCUAAUAAUGGCCGUCCAGUAGUUCCUUGUGGCCUAAUUGCUUGGAGCUUGUUCAAUGAUACAUAUGCAUUUAUUCGUGGGAGAUCAGAAUUGAAGGUUAACAGAAAUAACAUAGCAUGGAAGAGUGACCGUGAUCACAAAUUUGGCAAGCAUGUAUAUCCCUUCAAUUUCCAGAAUGGGACCUUGAUUGGCGGUGGAAAUUUAGAUCUGAGUAUCCCUCUAAGUGAUCAAGAAGAUCUUAUUGUGUGGAUGCGUACCGCUGCUCUCCCCAGCUUCAGAAAGUUGUACGGUAGAAUUGAAGAGGAUUUGGAUGCAGAUGAUGUGGUUGUAGUCAAGCUAAUGAAUAAUUAUAAUACAUACAGUUUUGGAGGGAAAAAAAAGCUUGUCCUUUCAACAUCAAGCUGGUUGGGAGGAAAGAAUGAUUUCCUUGGGGUUGCCUAUCUAUUCGUUGGUUCAUCUUGCAUAUUCAUCUCUAUCGUCUUCUUGUUGCUACAUAUGAAGAGUCAGAGGCCCAGGCCAUAAUAUAUAUAUAUAUAUAUAUAUGGAGAAAACUUUUAUCCAUUUUGGAACAAGAAAGGCAUUUCCUGUUGAUGUUUCAUUUUGUGAAUAAGAAGGGUUCCAACUAAUCUGACAUAUCUCAUUUCAAUUUUUAAACUAUUUCUUAAUUGUAAUAGAAAUAUCAGGAAAAUCAUAGAGGUUUUUUUUUUUUUUUUUUUUUUUUUUUUUUUUUUUUUUCUUGUUGGUGAAGUUUGAUUAAAAAAGAAUGAUGUCGAAGUCUGUGCCUAGUUUUAUUGUGUACAUACUAUUGAUGUUGUUGGAUCAUAAAUAGCAGAUGUUACUUCAUUAUCCAUUGUAAUGAAAAAUUAUUUCGGUUGUAUGUAUGUAUUUAUGAGGUUUGA
This is a messenger RNA of Ziziphus jujuba (common jujube), 1682 nucleotides long. Its product is annotated as putative ALA-interacting subunit 2. Gene Ontology annotation, cellular component: Golgi apparatus; plasma membrane; endoplasmic reticulum. Lineage: Eukaryota; Viridiplantae; Streptophyta; Magnoliopsida; Rosales; Rhamnaceae. The transcript has 9 exons. The record is from RefSeq and is a predicted model, not a curated record. Bases 301 to 1305 code for a protein of 334 amino acids.